AUGCCGAAGGACCUCAAGCACUUCACGCCGCAGCCCAAGAGCUACAAGACGCCGCCCUACACCGUCGAGGUGCCUGGCGCUACCAAGGUCAAGGGCGAGACGAUUCCGCGGCGCAACAUCAAGACCAAGGACGGGCUCAAGCUGCGCCCGCGCGACGACAUCACCACUAUCUACGACAUCCUGAAGUACAGCUCCGCGACGUACGGCAACGCCAAGGCGGUCGGCUCGCGCAAUCUGAUUACUACGCACGAUGAAGUCAAGAAGGUCAAGAAGAUGGUCGAUGGGCAGGAGGUUGAGCAGGAUAAGAAGUGGACCUACUUCGAGCUCGGCCCGUACAACUACAUGAGCUUCGUCGAGUACGAGGCUCUUGCGCUGAAGGUCGGCGCUGGAUUCCGCAACCUGGGGUUGGAGAAGGGUGACAGGGUGCACAUCUUUGCCGGCACGAGGCGAGCCUAUAGCAAACACUGGCUUGCAACAGCGCAUGGCGCCAUCUCCCAGUCUCUACCCAUCGUGACAGCUUAUGACACGCUCGGCGAAGAGGGCCUGAAGCAUUCCCUCCAGCAGACCCACGCCAAAGCCAUCUUCCUGGACCCGCAUUUGCUGCUCAAGCUUGUGAAUCCGCUCAAGGAAGCCAAGGACAUCCGCCACGUCGUCUACAACAGCGAGGGCGACGUCAAGCAGGCCGACAUCGAGAAGCUCAAGAGCGCGCACGAGUACCUCACGAUCCAGAGCUUCGACGAGCUCGUCAAGUCGGGCGAGCAGAACCCCGUCGAUGCUGUGCCGCCUGAACCAGAAGACCUGUGCUGUAUCAUGUACACCUCUGGCUCCACUGGAACGCCCAAGGGCGUGCUGCUCAAGCACAGGAAUGUCAUCGCCGCAAUCGCCGGCGUCGACGUCAUCGUCGGCCCCUAUCUCGGACCAGGCGACGGCCUCCUAACCUACCUCCCCCUCGCGCACAUCCUGGAGUUCGUGUUUGAGAACUCCGUCCUCUACUGGGGCGGCACAAUGGGCUACGGCAACCCGAAGACGCUCUCGGACCAAUCCGUGCGCAACUGCAAAGGCGACAUCCGCGAGUUCAAGCCCACGGUGCUCGUCGGCGUGCCCGCCGUCUGGGAGUCCAUCAAGAAGGGCAUUGUGGCGAAGGUCAGCGCCGCAAGCCCCAUAGUUAAGAACAUGUUCUGGGGCGCGAUGAGCGCCAAGGGGUUCUUCUUGUCGAGCGGUAUUCCGGGUAGUGGGAUUCUGGAUACGGUCGUGUUUAAUAAGAUCAAAGAUGCUACGGGUGGACGGCUUAGGAUCUGCUUGAAUGGCGGUGGGCCGGUUUCCAAGGAGACGCAGCGGUUCAUCUCGCUGGCUAUUGCGCCUAUGAUCAGUGGAUACGGUCUUACGGAGACGUCAGCCAUGGGCGCCGUGAUGGACCCCCUAGCCUGGACCGACGACGCGCUAGGCGAGAUCACCGGCUCCGUAGAGAUCAAGCUCGUCGACUUCGAGGACGCGGGAUACUUUUCGACGAACAAGCCUCCCCAGGGCGAGAUCUGGAUCCGAGGCGGCUCGGUCACGGAGGGCUAUUUGGAUCUCGAGAAGGAGACUCGGGAGAGCUUCACGGAUGAUGGAUGGUUCAAGACUGGGGAUAUUGGCGAGUUUGACAGCAAGGGGCAGCUGAGGAUCAUUGAUCGGAAGAAGAAUCUGGUUAAGACGCUUAACGGAGAGUAUAUUGCGCUGGAGAAGCUCGAAUCCAUCUACCGCUCCGCCACCGUAACCGCAAACAUCUGCGUCUACGCCUCCCCCGAGAAAUCCAAGCCCAUCGCCAUCAUCGUGCCCGCGGAGCCCGCGCUUAAGAAACUCGCGUCCGAGCACGGCAUCUCGGGCGGCUCGCUCGAGGAGCUGGUGCACAGCAAGAAACUCAACGAGCUCGUCCUGCAGCAGAUGCAGCAGGCGGGCAAGAGGGGCGGCUUGGCGGGCAUCGAGAUCAUCGAGGGUGUCGUGUUGGCGGAUGAGGAGUGGACGCCGCAGAAUGGGCUGGUGACGAGCGCGCAGAAGUUGAAUCGGAAGGCGAUACUGGAUAAGUACAAGAAGGAGGUCGAGAAGGCUUAUUCGUCUUCUUAG
Messenger RNA from Coniosporium apollinis CBS 100218, 2103 nucleotides. RefSeq names its product long-chain fatty-acid-CoA ligase. The transcript has 6 exons. Gene Ontology annotation, biological process: long-chain fatty acid metabolic process; long-chain fatty-acyl-CoA metabolic process. NCBI's taxonomy places the organism in Eukaryota, Fungi, Ascomycota, Dothideomycetes. The record is from RefSeq and is a predicted model, not a curated record. Gene Ontology annotation, cellular component: endoplasmic reticulum; lipid droplet; plasma membrane. The coding region runs from base 1 to 2103 and encodes 700 amino acids. Gene Ontology annotation, molecular function: long-chain fatty acid-CoA ligase activity.